Molecule: messenger RNA, 1186 nt
Organism: Penaeus vannamei (Pacific white shrimp)
Lineage: Eukaryota; Metazoa; Arthropoda; Malacostraca; Decapoda; Penaeidae
Source: RefSeq, a predicted model, not a curated record
AUUUUCAGAUGAAGGUCAGUUAUCAGAUUCACCAAUGCCCCUACAGUUAGGUAAUAAUGAAGCAAUAGAAUACACUAUUCUGAAGAAGCAGUGUAGCUCAGGACAGGCCCCUUCACCAGCUUUUGACCAGGCUCAGGAAGGAACUGAUUGUUCCAUUUCUAGCAAAGUGUCCACAAGUGAAGGACCUACUUCUCCUUGCCGAACGGGGCUGUCAGCUCUUGCCAGGAGAUGUCAGCAGAUGAGGGAGUGGGAGGAUGACUACACAUAUCAUUCUACCAAUCAUGGCUCUCAGGUAGUGGUAGAGGGUAGCCCAGCUUUCUCUGCUUCACAAAUGCAUGGCCAACACAAGAUUAUGCAUGAGCCGAGUUCAUCUAGAAUGGUAACAUUGCAUGGAGCAACAUCACAAGUAGUGGGUUGCACAUCAGUAUCAUCCAGUGGUUUGCAGAGUUCUAUUUGCUCUGGUGAUUCAGCAACCAACUUAGACACAAAGCCCAAAUACUUCUUUGGUGAUGGUCCUGUAGGUAUGGUUCAGGGUGCAGGUGGUGGGUCUCUGGCUGUCUCUGCUGCCUCAAGCAUGACACCAUCCUGCAAUAUUCCUAGUUCCUAUGCUCGUGCAUCCUCUCAGUCCAAGUAUGCCUCAGAGUCAGAGCUGUCAAGAGCCAAGCAAAUUUUGUCACAGACAGAGAGCCCUGGCUCUCCAACCAAAAAGUUAAACUGGGACAGAGGACUCCUUAAUUCUCUGGAAACAGUAAAUGAUGACUUGCAAAACAUAUUGGAAGCACAAGGUUUUACUCCAACUGAGUCACGGUCUCGCCUCUAUUAUGACUUUAAGAAAGAAAAGAAGGUGAAGCGAGAUAUCUCUCCAAAGAAGCAAGUGCGAAUGCCACAGGGUGAUGUAGGCUUCUCUAGUCCCACCCAAGCGAAAUGCUUAAGCCUGGCAGACAUUGUGAUGAGCAGCAGUCCAAACAAGGUGAGGAGUCCACUAAAGGAAAGCUUGAACACAACAUCUGCCUGCUUAAGUGCAGCCAAGCCUGCCUCUUCUAGUACUCCGCCAUCGCCGCCGCCUCUUCCACCUGUUGUUGUAUCGUGUCUUCCCAAAAGUCCAUGUUCUAGCCCUGCCAAGCAGCUUUCUUGUGUGUCCAGCCCAAGGCAGAACUCUAGGAAGGUAUGAUAUAUAUAUAUAUUU